Molecule: messenger RNA, 2694 nt
Organism: Ipomoea triloba (trilobed morning glory)
Lineage: Eukaryota; Viridiplantae; Streptophyta; Magnoliopsida; Solanales; Convolvulaceae
Product: serine/threonine protein phosphatase 2A regulatory subunit B''beta-like
Exons: 13
Coding region: 445-2064 (539 amino acids)
Biological process (GO): protein dephosphorylation
Cellular component (GO): protein phosphatase type 2A complex
Molecular function (GO): calcium ion binding; protein phosphatase regulator activity
Source: RefSeq, a predicted model, not a curated record
UGCUUCGUCUCUGUGGACUAACAUACUCUUAUCAAGCGUCACCUAUAUUAUACGGAAGUAAUUUCACUUUUUUCUCCUUUAUGUUUCUCUCUUCAUCUUCUUCAUCGGCACUUGGCUCCUUCUCAUCCUCCUCCCGCUUUUCGCCAAGCUUUUCUCUGGAAAUUCUCAUCCUCCGGUCUUCGAAUAUUGAAUUUUCACUCGUUCAUUUCUUCCUAGGGUUUUUCUUCCUCUCGAUUCAUCCGAUUCGGAAGAUCUGCUCGGAUUUGCACUUUUCGUAUCCAAUUCCAGGAGUUUGGCCGGAAACCAACGGCGUCGUUUGAAUUGGAGCUGCGGUGGUGUGAAGAGCGGUGUUUCGGAGCUUGUUUAGGGUUUGUUGGAUGAUACAGGAAGAACGCAAAGAUCUGAGGAUUUGCUGCGACUUGAUUUCGAUUUGUAGGCUUCGUGAUGGAUGUGGAUUUUGAUGGCGACGUGGCGAAUCUCGAUGCUGAGCUCUUGCAGCUCCCGGAGGUGUCUCCUCUGGCUAUCAAAGCGAAUCCUUAUAUCGCCGAGAAGCUCUUUGAUCAAUGGCUGUCGCUUCCGGACACAGUUUCAUUGGUAAAAUCUUUGGUUAAUAAUGCCAAGGGUGGUGGUCCCCUAAAUGUCUCUGGAACUUCUUCUAGCAGUAGCGCUGCUACAAGCAAUUCUUUGCCAUCUAUGUUUCCUGCUGGCAGUACACCUCCACUUUCACCAAGAAGUUCAUCAGGUUCACCUAGAACCAUGAAGCAUAGGGCUGGGCCAUCUCAGUUAGGUUCUCCUCUGAAAUUAGUGAAUGAACCAGUUAAAGAGAUGAUACCUCAGUUCUACUUUCAAAAUGGCCCUCCACCUCCAACCGAGUUGAAGGAACGCUGUUUGUUUAGAAUCAACCAGUUUUUUUAUGGUCACAUGGAUGGAAUACAAAUGCAUGAAUUUAAGUUGAUUACAAAAGAAAUAUGCAAACUGCCAUCGUUCUUCUCCACAGCUCUUUUUAGGAAGAUUGAUGUUGAUUGCAGUGGAAUUGUCACCAGGGAUGCCUUUGCUGAUUAUUGGGUGAAUGGCAAUAUGUUGACCAAAGAUAUAGCGACCCAAGUAUUCACAAUCUUGAAACAGCCUGAUUUGAAGUACCUGACUCAGGAGGACUUCAAACCUAUACUUAGAGAACUUUUGGCUACGCAUCCAGGGUUGGAGUUCUUACAGAGUACACCUGAAUUUCAAGAAAGAUAUGCUGAAACUGUUAUAUACAGAAUAUUUUACUACGCGAACAGAUCGGGUAAUGGACGUCUUACCCUUAGGGAGCUGAAACGUUCAGACCUAAUUUCUGCAAUGCUACAUGCGGAUGAAGAAGAGGAUAUCAACAAGGUCUUAAGAUACUUCUCCUAUGAGCACUUUUAUGUGAUAUAUUGCAAGUUUUGGGAGCUGGAUACAGAUCAUGAUUUUCUGAUUGAUAAAGAGAACCUUAUUAGAUAUGGUAACCAUGCUCUUACUUAUCGGAUUGUUGAUAGAAUAUUCUCUCAGGUUCCCAGAAAGUUCACUAGUAAGGUUGAAGGAAAGAUGGGUUAUGAAGAUUUUGUGUACUUCAUAUUGUCAGAGGAGGAUAAAUCAUCUGAGCCUAGCCUGGAAUACUGGUUCAAGUGCAUAGAUUUGGAUGGAAAUGGGAUUCUGACCAGGAACGAAAUGCAGUUCUUUUAUGAGGAGCAGCUGCAUAGAAUGGAAUGCAUGGCCCAAGAGCCAGUGCUUUUUGAGGAUAUUUUGUGCCAGAUUGUCGACAUGAUUAGUCCGGAGGAAGAAAGCUAUGUUACAUUACGUGACUUGAAGGGCAGCAAACUAUCAGGCAGUGUUUUCAACAUACUUUUUAACCUCAAUAAAUUUAUGGCAUUUGAAACUCGUGAUCCUUUCCUAAUUCGUCAGGAGCGCGAGAAUCCAAAUUUGACCGAGUGGGAUCGCUUUGCACAUAGAGAAUAUAUUAGGCUUUCAAUGGAGGAAGAUGCUGAAGAUGCCUCCAAUGGAAGUGCUGAUGUGUGGGAUGAAUCACUCGAGGCUCCCUUUUGAGUAUUAGUUGUGAGUUAUGCAAAAUAUAUGAAAGGUGAUUGUAGGGAAUUUUAUUUGGCCUGGCUUUUGGACAGUGAAGGACAAUUUUGCACAGCAAACUCGUGGGAUUAGCGGAUGUGUCUUAUUCCACCAAAGGUGUUUUUUUGAUUGCUAGAGGGCUUUCGAUUGUAUCUGCACAAAGCUUGGUUUCCAAGUCGAAUACCCAUUCUAGUGUAGAAGCUUCUUCUGACUUCGAUGUCCAAGUGUUUUGGCAAGUCCACCAAUUGGCAAUUGGCGAUUUUGCUGAAACUGGUUCUGAUAAUUCACAACUUCUAGCACUUCUUUCUGUAGUUGUAAGGAACUGUGAUUAUUAAUUAUUUGUUUCUAGAGAAAAUGUUAGUGUUGUUUUUUCUAUAUACGCUUUUUUCUCCGAGGGGGUUCAGGUUCAGCAUGGUGACUGGUGAGUGCCAUGAUGUAGUGUCGUCUUCUUUUCCCCCCUUUCCCAAUUCGUUGUCUUCAAUAUUUGUGAUGGACCUUUGUAAUGAUAUCUUUUUUGCUCUGUUUAAUUGCUAGUGACUGUAGACUGAAUUAAUGUAAAAGGGUUGUAUAAAUUGACUUGAAUGCCAAUUUCAUAGUCAUAUACAAUUUUAA